AUGAAGUUCUCUCUCGCCUCCUCCAUCGCCGUCCUGGCUGCUCUGGCCAACGCCACCCCGACUCCCACCGUCGUCGGCGGUAACGCCGUCGACCCCCGUGCCGUCGAGAAGCGCGCCACCAUCACUGACGCCUGCGACGUCGGCUACGGCGCCGGCACCACCGGUGGCUCCGGCGGUACCACCACCACCGUCUCCACCCUGGCCCAGUUCACUGCCGCCGCCACCUCCUCUGACAAGGCCGUCAUCGUCGUUAAGGGCGCCAUCACCGGCGCCGCCAAGGUCAAGGUCGGCUCCAACAAGUCCAUCAUCGGUGCCAAGGGCUCCUCCCUCACCGGUGUCGGUCUGUACAUCAACAAGCAGGAGAACGUCAUCGUCCGCAACAUGAAGAUCAGCAAGGUCCUCGCGGACAACGGCGACGCCAUCGGCAUCCAGGCCUCCUCCAAGGUCUGGGUCGACCACUGCGAGCUCUCCUCCGACCGUGACAACGGCAAGGACUACUACGACGGUCUCCUCGACAUCACCCACGCCUCCAUGGCUGUGACCGUCUCCAACACCUACCUCCACGACCACUACAAGGGCUCCCUUGUCGGCCACUCCGACUCCAACUCGGCCGAGGACACUGGCAAGCUCUACGUCACCUACGCCAACAACUACUGGAAGAACAUUGGCUCCCGUGUCCCCUCCGUCCGCUUCGGAAACGUCCACAUCUUCAACAACUACGAGGAGAGCAUUGACACCUCCGGUGUCAACACCCGCAUGGGCGCCCAGGUCCUCGUCGAGUCCUCCGUCUUCUCCUCCGUCAAGAAGGCCAUCACCUUCCUCGACUCCAAGACCACCGGUUACGCUACCGUCUCCGAUGUCGACCUCGGUGGCUCCACCAACGACGCCCCUGCCGGCACCUUCACCAAGCCCGACUACUCCUACUCCAAGCUCGGCUCUGCCAAGGUCAAGGCCUCCGUCGUCGCCUCCGCCGGCCAGACCCUUUCCUUCUAA
This is a messenger RNA of Colletotrichum fioriniae, 993 nucleotides long. RefSeq lists its product as uncharacterized. Gene Ontology annotation, molecular function: pectate lyase activity. The record is from RefSeq and is a predicted model, not a curated record. Lineage: Eukaryota; Fungi; Ascomycota; Sordariomycetes; Glomerellales; Glomerellaceae.